Molecule: messenger RNA, 648 nt
Organism: Homarus americanus (American lobster)
Lineage: Eukaryota; Metazoa; Arthropoda; Malacostraca; Decapoda; Nephropidae
Product: protein TRACHEARY ELEMENT DIFFERENTIATION-RELATED 7A-like
Exons: 1
Coding region: 1-648 (215 amino acids)
Source: RefSeq, a predicted model, not a curated record
AUGUUCGCCACCACUGCUCUCACCACGGCAGCGCCGCCACGGCAUCGCCACCACCGCUGCCCCACCCACGGCGACACCGCCACCUCUGCCCCACCACGGCAGCACACCACCACUGCACGCCACAUUUUCUGCAACGCCAUCGCCACUGCAGCCGCCCCACCACAGCGUUGUGACCACCACCAGCCGUGUCCCACGGGUAUCGUCACUACCGCCGCCGUCAUUGUCACCACCGCCGCACCGCCGGCCCAGCCACCUCCACCGCAUGGUCCCACCUCCACCAGCCCCCACCACGUUCUGCCUGUGACCCACCACGACUUCACGCCACCGCGCCGCCGCAAUGCGCCUGCCUGCCCCUGCAGCCUACCACCACUCUUUCCACGGCUCUGCUGCUCCAUCGUCACUGCAACCGCCCCGCCACAGUUGCUGUUGACCACCACCAUAGCCAUGGGAACGGCCAUUGCCUUUCACCAUCGCCAUGCUGUUCCCACCACCAUCACGCCUCCGCAACCGCCUCCUGGCUGUUCACCACACUCUGCCGCUGACCCACCACACCAGCUUCCGCACCUCGCGCCGCCGUGGAUGUGCCACCACAGCAGCACCGCCUGCUGCAGCCGCCCACCGCGUGCGUUCUGUCGACCACGGUGGUGA